Molecule: messenger RNA, 1843 nt
Organism: Beta vulgaris subsp. vulgaris (sugar beet)
Lineage: Eukaryota; Viridiplantae; Streptophyta; Magnoliopsida; Caryophyllales; Amaranthaceae
Exons: 13
Coding region: 149-1330 (393 amino acids)
Biological process (GO): spliceosomal tri-snRNP complex assembly
Source: RefSeq, a predicted model, not a curated record
AGCCCACUCACACACCUAUCUCCAAAGACACUUCUGGACUCGUAGUCGUAGAGUUCUAGACUUCUAGUUUGGAAAAAACGAAGUUAAGCUACCAUUUUUUAUACUGCAAACAUUCGAGCAGAAAAAAUUUUCAGUCGAAAUAAGAGAAAUGGAUCCAGAAAAAGCUACAGAAUUGGUAAAGCAUGGCUCAACUCUCCUUCUUCUCGACGUUCCUCAGUACACCCUCGUUGGCAUUGACACCCAGGUUUUCUCCGUGGGACCUGAAUUCAAGGGUAUCAAGAUGAUUCCUCCAGGCAUUCACUUUGUAUUUUACAGUUCGUCAAAUAAAGAUGGGAAGGAGUUUUCACCCAUUGUUGGCUUCUUUAUUGAGACUUCCCCAUCCGAGGUUAUUGUUCGUAAGUGGAAUCUACUAGAAGAAAGAUUGAUCAGAGUUCCAGAAGAAGAGGAUGAGAGAUAUGCCCAGGCUGUGAAACAUUUUGAAUUUGAUAGGCAUCUGGGUCCUUACUCAUUAAAUGAUUAUGGAGAUUGGAAACGUUUGUCGAAUUACAUCUGUAAGGAUGUCAUUGAGCGUAUUGAACCAAUAGGUGGGGAAAUUACUGUGGCAUGUGAAUCAAGCCUAGUUGGUAGCAUUCCCAAGACCACCAUGGAGAAAGCUUUAGCUGAACAAUUGAAAGAUAGUAAACUACAUAGAGAGGUUGAGAGUUCAGAAAGGAACGGAUGCUACUAUACACCAAUUCCUCGGGUCAUCAAGCAGAAAGGAAUUUCUGGAGCAGAGCUUACCUCUGUGAAUCUUGAUAAGACUUAUAUUCUGGAAAACAUUCUUAUGAAAGAGUAUGAUGGCGUUGAAGAAAGACUUCUCGGUGAGCUGCAGUUUGCGUUUAUUGCGUUUCUGAUGGGGCAAUCACUUGAUGGAUUUCUACAAUGGAAAUCUUUGGUUAGUCUUUUAUUGGGAUGUACCGAAGCUCCAUUUCAAACAAGGAGCCAGUUAUUUGUAAAGUUCAUCAAGUGCAUAUACUAUCAGCUAAAGUAUGGUAUUCAAAGGGACCAAGCAAGGAACAGCGACAUAGAGAAGGAAUCGUCAUUAUUUCUUGAUGAUUCAUGGUUUUCUUCUGAUAGCUUUCUGCAUCAUCUUUGCAAGGAAUUUUUUUUGCUGGUUAAUGAGGCCUCAGUUAUUGAUGGUGAUCUUUUGACAUGGACCAGAAAACUCAGAGAAUUGCUUGAGAAGACACUUGGCUGGGAGUUCCAAAAAAAAAGUGAUGUGUACGGGUUAUAUUUUGAAGAAGAUGAUGAGUAUGCCCCAGUGAUUGAGAUGCUGGAUGAAUCCAACUAGAUGAAGCAAUUGCUUGACAGCUUGAGAUGACUAAUACGAUGUUUAUACUGCUUUAUGUAACCAGAAGUCCAGAACUAUACAUCCUUGUCGGAGGCCCCCCUCAAAAUCUGCCUCUUCUUCAACAGAAGUCAAUGUUCACCCCUUGGAUUAAACCCUCGACAAGCGGAAAAAAUGGCCUCUCUGCAAUGUACACUCACUGAGUGGAGCGGGUUAACAGUGGGCUGUUUGCAGAUAAAGGAUGGUACAUAGCUCCAGGAUACAAUAGCUUUUGACGCACUUCAGGAAGUUUCCUGCUUAUCGAAGCAGCUUCACCUUUUGUUCAUUAAUUUUGCUUAUCUUUGAUAUUGUUCUUUUCAUUGUCUUAUUCUACUUUAAAACUAAUGUGUAGGAAAAAUUGCCUUAGCAUGAAUUUAUUCUAUCAUUCAUGCAUUUCGAAACUGUAAACUCUGUAGAACUUCUGAAUAAUGCUAUUAUUUAUAUCCAAAACAAUAACAAGAGGAUUUGCAUCAAAAA